Entamoeba invadens IP1 is the source of this 2331-nucleotide messenger RNA. RefSeq lists its product as hypothetical. The coding region runs from base 1 to 2331 and encodes 776 amino acids. Gene Ontology annotation, cellular component: plasma membrane. Lineage: Eukaryota; Evosea; Mastigamoebida; Endamoebidae. The transcript has 3 exons. Gene Ontology annotation, molecular function: guanyl-nucleotide exchange factor activity. The record is from RefSeq and is a predicted model, not a curated record. Gene Ontology annotation, biological process: positive regulation of GTPase activity; Ras protein signal transduction.
AUGCACAUCACAAAUUUGAAUUCGUUGUUUGAAGAGUUCAAAGACACGGCCGCGCCGAGUGCACGGGACAAAGUGAAAUCCCUUUCGAAUUUGAUAGUAUCUUUAAAAGACCGCAGCCUUUCUCCAGAGAACACGACAACCACAAUAUCAUCAAUUAAGUCGUUGCUCGACGACAUCGACUGUUUUUCAAAGAAAAAGGAGAAUCGAUUUUCAGGUCAAAAAUUUGAGAAAUUGAAUAUCCUCAGCCUUCUCCCAGAAAGUGCUGACAUGGAGUGUGCGAGUUUAGUUUAUGAGAAAAUGAAGAACCUUCUGCUUGAAAGAAAAGAGUGUCUAAACGACCCAAAAAUCACUGCAAAUUAUCAAAAGAUCUUUGAGAAAUCGCACGGAGACAUUUUAAAGUUGUUCACUCUGUGCGAAGCAGACGUUUUCGCGCAACGCAUCUUUGCCCACAAGAAUUCGGAGACAUACCCCCAGCGCGCCAUCGGAGAGUUUUACGACAAAGUCGACAUGACGUCGGAGAGUUUCUCGCGGAUGCCCGCGAAGCUCUCGCUGACGAGUUUCGCGAUCCGCAAGAGUUCGACAAAAAUGCGCAUCAUCGGGGCAAUGGCGGUGAUGACGCACUUCCUCCAAACGCACGAAAUCGAGAACGACGAGAUGCUUCAUCGGAUGGAAGAGUAUGAAAAGAUGGCGUAUGUCGAUUUCGUGAACUUCUCGUCUCAAAUCCCCGCGUUAAUAGAGGACAUCACAUGUUUUGGAGCUUUGCAGUGUUACGAGGAGUUAGUCUUAGGUGCCAACGAGUUGAAACGGGUCUGUGUCGAGUUACUCAAAAUGAUUCCAAACAUCUUUAAAAAGGCCUCUGAAGUUGUCGGCGGCAAUGCGGCCGACUUAUAUCAAAGCUCCGAGAACGACAUUUCUGAAACGAUUUCUGGACUGAUUUCAUUCAUUAAAGAAAUCGACGUCUUUGAUAAGAAUGACAAGAGUCCAAAGGGGAUAGCUGGUAUUGAAGAGUCCAAAAAAGCACUUAAAAGUGCAGGGAGUUCUGUUUUAAGUGUUGUCUGGCACAUCAUCCACUUGAAGCCAAAAGAUGAGAAAAAUUUGAUAUUUCAUGCGUCACAAAGUGUUGAAUUGUGCAACGAAAUGUUCUUCAGGAACGAGCACUUGUUAUUCCUCGAAAUGAUUUCUUUAUUUAAUACUAUAAUUGUGAAUCUAAGAAGAUACACCUCCGCAGUCUAUUCUUUACAGAACAAAACAGAGACAUCUCCCAUCGAAGAGUCUAUUUUAGUCUCACAGAAAGUGAUCACAGCGAAGAACAAAGUCAUUGCUGGUGGGGUAGCUGGUUUAUUAAUAAAAAGUCGGACAAAUGCGCAGAUAGAGGACAUCGUCUAUUCCAUGUUAGUGCAAUUUGGGCAAAGGAUUUAUGACAUCUUAGAAGGCUUACCUGCAGGAAAUCAAGAGCUUGUAGCACAGAAGGUAAUGCAAACGAUCUUUGAGAAGUGUGACCAGACGCAACUCCAAAAGUUUGUGGCUGAAGACAAGUCGCCUCUAUUUAUCAAAUUAAAGAGUAUGUAUGGCGUGAUGGAACACUCAUUAAUGAAGAAAACGACGGAAGUGUUGUCACCGAUUUACGACUUCUUAAUACCAUCACAAGAACUUUCCCCUUUCAUGACACUGGCAGUCACAGACCCACAGAAUAUUGCAAAUCAAUUGACUACAAUUUCAUUCAAAAUGUACAAAAAGCUCAAGAUAUACGACUUCUUUGAGACGGGAGGAGUGGUGGACUUGAUCACUAAUAGAAUGGAAGACCUCGCGAGUUUCGUGUGCACAGCAACACUCACGUUCACGGAUUUUGCUAGUAGAGCUUUUAUGAAGAAUUUAUUUGCAAAUGUGUUGAGGUGCUUAAUUAACUUGGGAGACUUCAACUCGGCAUUUGGAGUCUACAGCGGUAUACAAAUGGUGAACUUGGACUUCAACAAAUGUUUUGUGCCCGAGAAACAGAAAGAGAUAUUUGCACAUGCAGAGAAACUCUUCACUAAUAGUAAAACAUUAAAAUCGACGUAUAAGAAGUUUAAAGUGUGUGUGCCCUAUAUUGGGACUAUACUCGAUAAUAUAGCAACAGUAAAGAGUGGUAAAUAUCAGUACUACGCAUGUGGAGAAGAACGUCUUGUUGACUUCACUAAACAAAAAGACAUCUACACACUUGCGAGUGAAUAUUUGAAAUAUCAAGAAGAAGACUACACAAUCGCAGCUAUCGAACCACUUAAUUCGUGUUUAACAACACUGGCCCGUUUCGAUCAAAGGUGUUUGGACCUCUUGAGACAGUACCAUGAGUAG